Messenger RNA from Lathyrus oleraceus (garden pea), 582 nucleotides. RefSeq lists its product as uncharacterized. The coding region runs from base 1 to 582 and encodes 193 amino acids. NCBI's taxonomy places the organism in Eukaryota, Viridiplantae, Streptophyta, Magnoliopsida, Fabales, Fabaceae. The record is from RefSeq and is a predicted model, not a curated record. The transcript has a single exon.
AUGAAGGGAAAGCUUAGGAGGUGGAGUGAAGAGGUAUUUGGAUGGUACGAUCUGAAAGUUAAAGAAGAAGUGGAUAAGAUUAAUGAGAUGAACAAUCAAUUAUAUGAUCGUGAAGAAGCAAAAGGGACGGAGCUUAUUAUUAUAAUAUCUUUAGCUUGCAAAACUAUGUCGAGAUAUUUAUACAUCAAAGACAAUAUGUUGAUUCAAAAAGCUAGAGUGAGGUGGAAUCAUGAAAGAGAUCUUAACUCUAAGUUUUUUCAUAAUGUAGUAAAUGGUAGGGCUAGAAGAAAAUACAUUGAAGUUGUUAUCAUAGAUAAAGGAAUGGUUGAAUCAGUUGAUGAAGUCAAGGAUGAAGUUUGGAGUUUCUUCAAGAAUAAAUUCUUUGAACCUAAAGAGAACAGACCGUUCUUGGAAGACUUUAAUUUCAAAUCCCUCAAUGUGGUUGAAGUCGAAUAUCUGAAGGCUCUUUUCUUAGAUAAGGAAAUCAAAGAAGCCGUGUGGAGUUGUGAUGGAUCUAAGAGUCUAGGACCUGACAGAUUCUACUUUGUUUUCAUAAAUGGUUGCUGGAACAUUCUAAAAUAG